Salvia splendens (bonfire salvia) is the source of this 611-nucleotide messenger RNA. RefSeq lists its product as uncharacterized. NCBI's taxonomy places the organism in Eukaryota, Viridiplantae, Streptophyta, Magnoliopsida, Lamiales, Lamiaceae. Bases 154 to 435 code for a protein of 93 amino acids. The transcript is spliced from 2 exons. The record is from RefSeq and is a predicted model, not a curated record.
AAUAAAAAGGAAAAGAGACGAAUAAAAAGAGAGAGAUAGGGAGGCAGAGCAAGUGAGUGAUUUUAGCGCGGGACGGCGGCGGUUGGAAGCACAGCGGGGUAAUCUUAAAUAGUAGAAUAGUCGUCGAGUUGACCAAUACCCAAUUUUUCUGAGAUGUAUCGCUCCGGGAGCUCCACUCGUGUCUCCGACGAGUUUUUCUCCUCCCCUUCUCCACCAGAUGCCGAGCAACAGCAACAGCAGCAACAGCUUCUUCCCACUUACAAUCCCGAAUCACACCUCGCCAAGAAGGACCGUCUUCGCCUCAGAUCCGCUGAGGCCGCCGUCCACCUCAUCCCUAUUAUGCUCAUCAUCUGCGCCGUCAUCCUGUGGUUCUUCUCUGCUCCAGUAGAUUUGGCAAAUAAAGGUGACUCCAUUGCUGUCAAAGUAAGGAUUUAGAUGCUCGUCAUCAACAUCAAAGAAGGUGUUGCAAACACUCCAAAAUAUCAAGAUACAGUUGAUCCAAGAUCGAUAACAUAGCUUUGUAUAACGCCACGUUGAAAAUUUGCCGUAUGCCUUGGAUUUAUUAAUUCUUCACACUUAUUUAUGCAACUGUUUUCGAUUUUUUUCGUCUA